This is a messenger RNA of Nerophis ophidion (straightnose pipefish), 611 nucleotides long. Its product is annotated as cAMP-regulated phosphoprotein 19-like. The record is from RefSeq and is a predicted model, not a curated record. Gene Ontology annotation, molecular function: protein phosphatase inhibitor activity. The transcript has a single exon. NCBI's taxonomy places the organism in Eukaryota, Metazoa, Chordata, Actinopteri, Syngnathiformes, Syngnathidae. The coding region runs from base 82 to 375 and encodes 97 amino acids. Gene Ontology annotation, cellular component: cytoplasm.
AGUCUCAAUUUAAUUUGCAAGUGGUCGACAGUAGAGGUGCGGCACUCUUUCAUCCAUGAUCCCGCACCCCUGGUGCAGGAAAUGGAUGACAAAGUUGCCAGUACAGAGAAAGCAGAAGAAGCCAAGAUAAAGGUCAUGCAUCCCAAUCUUGGAGCUAGACCGGGAGGUUCAGAUUUUCUGAGAAAACGACUUCAGAAAGGGCUAAAGUAUUUUGAUUCUGGCGAUUACAACAUGGCCAAGGCCAAAAUGAAGAAUAAACACUUGCCAUCAGCCCCAACAGAGAAGGCUCAGAUCACAGGUGGUCACAUCCCGACACCUCAGGACCUGCCUCAGAGAAAGACCUCUAUUGUGACAAGCAAACUGGCUGAAAGAUGAGUGUUUUUGUAGCUUUAUUAUAGCUCGGUAUAGCUCGUUUGGUAGAGCGGCCGUGCCAGCAACUUGAUGGUUCCAGGUUCGUUUCCCGCUUUGGCCAUCCUAGUCACUGCUGUUGUGUCCUUGGGCAAGACACUUUACCCACCUGCUCCCAGUGCCACCCACACUGGUUUAAAUGGAACUUCGAUAUUGGGUUUCACUAUGUAAAGCGCUUUGAGUCACUAGAGAAAAGCGCUAUA